This is a messenger RNA of Rhopilema esculentum, 4581 nucleotides long. RefSeq lists its product as uncharacterized. The record is from RefSeq and is a predicted model, not a curated record. Gene Ontology annotation, biological process: transmembrane transport. Gene Ontology annotation, molecular function: transmembrane transporter activity. Gene Ontology annotation, cellular component: membrane. Lineage: Eukaryota; Metazoa; Cnidaria; Scyphozoa; Rhizostomeae; Rhizostomatidae.
CUUUGAGAACUGGAUGAAGAAAAUUGAAAUAGAAUGUAGCACAGAACUCUUGCAGAAAGCUUGCCUAUUAGGAACCGCAAAGAUACUGAGAAAAGUACUGGAUACCUAAAGCCAAGGAAUUUGGCCUGCUAUCCAGCAGUUACCGGCAGUCAACACCACCGCCGUGUGAAAAUUGAAAUAAUAAUAAUAAUGAUAAUAAUGGAAACAUUUCAUUUUCAAUUCGACUUAAACUACAAUUACAAAUCUCACUAUUACAAGGUAAUUUGCAAUUGGCUAGCCUGGUUUUACAAGAAAAAACUAUAACAAUCGUAAGGUAAAAGGAAAAACUGAGAAAAAUAAAACUACCAAAGUUAAAAAGGAUGCAAUUCCGGAUUUGUCCAUGGUUUAUUUUUGCAACAAAAUAUGUAGUACGUAGUACGGAUGGCAAUGUUGGAAAGUUUAGAAAUGAGAUACCGUUUUUGUUGCUGAUCGAUGGAGAGAGAGUCACACAUUUUGAAGAAGGAGAUGCAGGAAUUGCCGAAGAUGCCAAGAGAGCUCAUAGAAAGAUUAACAAAAGAGACACAUUUGAACUGCCGCUGUAAACCAGAUAAAAGAGGAGCAUACUUGCUGUGUUUUCUUGUAGCAUUUGUGUUAAGAUUGGAUUCAGGCCAACAGUUAGCUUUAAAAUGUAGAGGUAAUUGUUGUUAGUCCUCAAGAGAAGAUCAGGGCGAAGGUUUAAUAAUAACAAUAAUAAUAAUAAUAACAAUAAUAAUUAUAGUAAAAAUAUUUUAGGGCUCAGCCCACCUUGUUAAAACUCAAAGAAAUUUAAGAGGGCUCAGCCUCCCUUUGCAAGGGAAUUUUCAUUUAGUUGGAUGAAUUCUGUGUUGGCAAUCCUAUAUUUUGCUAUAGAUUUCUAAUGAAUGAGCAAUUUCUUAUCAGUCUGCUUGUGGCAUCGAAAAGUUUGAAUUUUGUCUACACAAAACGGAGAGUCUUUAACACAAAUGCAGGUAUAUUUUUUUGUUUUUUUAUAUCAUAUAAAAUCUUUUACGAUACAUGCUUACGUCUACAUCCUACUAUACCUUCUAAUUAUUUUACAAAGUGUACAACACUACAGGGAAGGGACCACAGGGAACAAAAGACAAUGACUACCCUGUGGCCAUUAUCAUAAAAACAUAUAACAGGUAACAGCUAAAUGAAACAAUUACGGACACUUACAAAUACUAUUAAUUGCUGAUAACUACUAGAACCCGUUUCACAUUGGAUGUUCGGUCAGCAUAUGAGAAGGAUGCUGGAGACUGGACACUAAUCCCCCCUCCCCCCUUGAAGUUUAAAACUGAGAAUGAUUUUGAUAUAUUUCAAAAAAAUUCGCUUUAUUAAAAUCCAAUUCUGUAUUUCUGUAUUUGUACUUGUAUUUGUUGCUACCUAGCAUCCGAAGGUAGUUUUUAAGACACUGAGAGGCUAUGCUUACCGAGCAGUGUCCUGGUCCUUCCUCUCGAUGUGACCACACCUCGUGAUUUCAAUGCCUGGAAUUACAGAGAGCUGGCGACUCUCCUCUCUCUGGGUGAAAGUUUGGUCAUGCCAGAAACUCGAACCCCGGACCCUUGGGUCUGUAGUCAGCGCUUCUAACAACUGAGCCAUCCUCGUACCAAUGAAUAAAACCAAAGCAAUGUGAUACUCGGUUGCCAUCUCAAUUUUCCAUAGUAAUUUAUCUGUGCCACACGACUGAGGGUAGAGUGAGAGCAAGCACCAAGAUCAGCUAAAAUGCCGUUCAAGUGUAUGCCAAUUACUGUGGAGCCUUUGGUAUUCUUGUGCAUGCAGGCACUUUCGCUCAAUUUUGUUGCCUUCCCGCAGAUUUUAUUGGAACACUUGUGCUUAAAAAAACACAACGAAACGAAAUGUGCAGCAAUGUUAACGGGUUCGUUCAAGGAAGAUUAUGACAUCCUGCAAGAAGAGUCGAGCCUGUGGUUUUGUGGAUGUUUGGUUUUUGCUACAUUUAUAACUGUAUUGACUUUGCCAUUCGUUACAACACUGUCAGAAGAGUUUGGACGAAAGAAACUCAUGUUUUUGACGCCAGUGAGUCAAAUGAUUGAAAAUAUUUUGAUUGUUGUUAUUCUACAAAGUGGCCUUCGUUUCACCACGUGGCUCCUGAUGUUGGUUAGUAUAUUCUCGUGCUUUGUUGGUGAUGUAAGUGCCUUGUACGUAUUUGCAUGCUCCUAUAUAUCAGAUAUAACAACAGAAGAAACAAGGACAUUACGAAUAAAUUUUUUAGAAGCCGCCACCUAUUUAUCUGGAUUCACAGCAAAUCUCUCAAGUGGAUUCAUCAUAGAAAGGAUUGGAUACCUUGGAGGUUUUAUCUUGAAUAUAGGGUUUUGUAUUAUGGCCAUUUUGCACCUCGCUCUGUUUGUAAAACCAAUAGCAUCGCCUACAGAAACAUGUGAAGGGCUGAAUUCAGUUGUAAACGAGACUAGGAAGCAAAGCAGAGAGAUGAAUGGAGAGAAAACUUCUAACGAUCAGAUGGAGGCUAGAAAUGAGGAAAUUAGUGAUACACGUGAUAGUAAAGAAGAGAGAAUCACCAUUGCUGACGGUAUCAGAGCCGAUGUUAAAGAUGAAAAAAGAAAGAAAAGCAAGGAAGAACUGCUCAAAAAGGACGACAUGAAGAGGGAUCUUGUGCAAGAGGGUUCAUCCUGCAACCAGGUUAUUACUUCCAGUGAACCUAAGCCAAGUUUGCUAAAAAGGCUUUUGUCAGUAGCACAAAGAUCAAAUCCCAUUACAACUGUCAAGAGAGUCUACAAUAUAUUAAAAGCCAGUGACAAGCGGAAUUAUGGCCUUAUAUUGUUCUUUCUUAUAAUAUUCACAACAAUUACAAGCUCAGGAGAGAGGUCAGUGAUUAUUCUGUACUUAAAAAAUCAUCCUUAUUAUUUUAGUCCUAAGAAAAUAGGCUACUUUCUGUCAUUUCAAAGUGCACUUCUUUCCUUUCUGGGUAUGGUUUGUUUUAACUUUCUUUACACACGCCUUCUUAAACUGAACGAUUUCACCAUCCUGUUCUUGACCACAUCAAUCUCAGCUGUAUACUGUGUUUUGAUUGGGUUUGCAAACUCGCCCUUGAUGCUCUACCUUUCCCAAUUAGCGCUCGCUUUGGGAUCACUUGCUACACCGACCAUAAGAGCAAUGAUUUCCAAAAUAACUCCCCCUUCGACAGUUGGCAUUCUCUUUGCAGCAUUGCUUAUUCUCGAAACAUUUGCUAUUCUGAUUGGCUCAAUGAUAAGCCCGUUGGUGUACUAUGCAGUGGCCUCGAUCCAUCCAGGUGCUGUCUUCUUCGUCAAUGGUUUUUUUAUGUUUGUCAGUGUAUGUGUCGCACUUGGCUUGUUCUUCGCAAACAAUGUUAGGAAAAGUGGAUCUUCUGGAGUCGAAGUUGAAGUGCCUGAUGUUGCAACCAAACUCAUGGAUGAAAGCUGAAGUUUAAACAAAUAUCUUCAUUUUUAAUAUUUCCUAGUUUUAAAUAUUUUGAUUUUUAAGGUUGUAAUCUUCCCUAUUUCAAUUUAAGACGUAAUUCAUCGUAAAUCUACUGAUUAUAGGCACAAUCGAAUUUUCUUUGUUAAUUUUUUUGCAAUUUUGCUCAGCCUUCGUUGGCUAUGGCUUUCGAUCUAUGCUUCAUCACCUUCGAAAGACUGUUCCGUAUUAAUACUACUCCCAGCAAUUAUUGCAAAAUCUCUCUGAAAAUUCCAAGUUAAAAUAUUUUAUAGAUGUUAGAUUUCUUAGCAUAGGUUAGAUUCGCAAUCCAGAAAACAAACCUUUGAAGCAUGCCUAUUAUGCAGUGUUUGGAAGUGAUCACGCUGCAAUUUCAAAUCCUGAUUGUCCAUACUUGAUUGAAUUUGUGAUAACGUGAUUCAAUUUUUUCUUGCAGUAAUCACAUGCACUUGAUCUAUGUUUAGAUUUUUCCUCCUUACAAAUGCCCGCUCUUUUCAUUGCGUAAACCCUUCAGCUACUUAUUAGAAGCUGAUCAGCCAUUUCUUUUUAAAGUAGCAAUAGGUUAUCCUUACUUGAAAAUUGAGUUUAGGCUAAAAAGUUGCUAUCUAAAAACUUAGGCCUACAUAAAAUCAUAUUUUCCAGAAUUAAGGCAAUUUAAGUCUUAUUAAGCUAACUAUUUCUACCAUGGUAGCAGUAAAUUUUUCAAUUUAGUUUUUCAAUAUUUGCAUUUCUUCAAAAGUUGAACGCACAAACACUGUGUCAUAUUAAUUAUCUAUUACUUUUCUCUGUUUAUUUUUUCAUUGUUUUUACUUUAACAAAUUUGUCAUCUUCUGUUGUUCAAAACAAAUCUUUAAAAAUUGCAUCUUAUAAUUUACGUUAUUGUUAUAUUCAGAAAGGGAAAUCAAAUGAAAUCACAAAAUGCCACGAAAUUGUUUUUAAUCGCGAUGUUAAUAAACAAAAACCUUCCAAUUUAAAACUCCAAUCUUCACUUACAUCAUAUUCGAUGCUAUCACCUGCAUUAUUCAUCAUUUGUUAAUAGGAAGACAACUGACAUGAUAAAACAUAAAAUAGUUCAAAAGACAUUGUUUUCCAGAAAACGUACAAAAAACCUUUUCGAUACAGUAUUCACAGUAU